Molecule: messenger RNA, 1203 nt
Organism: Zasmidium cellare ATCC 36951
Lineage: Eukaryota; Fungi; Ascomycota; Dothideomycetes; Mycosphaerellales; Mycosphaerellaceae
Exons: 4
Coding region: 1-1203 (400 amino acids)
Molecular function (GO): O-methyltransferase activity
Source: RefSeq, a predicted model, not a curated record
AUGGCCAACAUGGACCACGAAAAUCUGAGGCAUCUGCAGGCUGCUUUCAAUGCCUCUAUCGACGACUUCAUCAAGACAGCUUCUGAGGAUGGGGACAACAAAGGACGAAUUGCUGAGCUGCAGGAGAGUAUCACCAACCAAGCUACUAUGAUACAGGCAGAGCUUGUUCCCCCUAUCACAAGGAUUCUUCAAAUGUCUUGGGGAGCAUCCAUCAACCUGGCUGCAAGAGUCGCUAUUGAUCUAGAUCUAUUCAACAAGAUUCCAGAGAGUGGGAUUGGACUCGAUGAGCUGGUGGAGAAGACAGGGGCUAGCAGGAACAUUGUUCUACGAAUUCUGCGGAUGCUCACAGCCUCUCACAUCGUCGCUGAGAUGGCACAAGACACAUACGCCGCUACGCCAGUGUCUAAGCUCCUCACAGUCCCCGAGCUCAGAGAUCUGAUUAAAAUGACCCACGAUAACAUGCACCCAAUCCUUUCGGCCACACCAGCUUAUUUGAGAAAGACUGGCUUCAAAGACAUGAGUUCAACGGCCAAUGCCUGCGUGGACCUAUACGGCGUACCGUUCUGGGAAGCCAUCGCACGGGAUCCAGAGCAAAUGGCAGCCUUUCAAUCCGCCAUGGCGACCCAGGAGAACCUCCCGCCGGAAACGGUCCCUCAGUACCCUUUCUCCGAAGACUUCAGUGACAUUGCCCCUGACUCUGUCCACCUCGUCGACGUAGGCGGCGGACGAGGCUUCGCUUUGCGAGAUCUCCUAGAUAAGUACCCCGACUUCCCCGGUCGACUCGUCCUACAAGAAUACCCUUCCGUCAUCGAAGACGCAAAGAAAGCAAACCUCUCCUCACGAAUCGACCUCAUGCCCCACGACGCAACGCAUCCCCAGCCCAUCAAAGGCGCGAAAUACUACUACUUCCGCCGCGUCUUCCAUACCUGGCCAGACGUCACCGCCAUCGCAGCCCUCAAAGCGCUGCACGGGGCGUUCAAGAAGGGCUAUUCGAAGGUUCUGAUCCAGGACGAGGUUAUUAGGGAUGUUGGGUGCGAGCCGCAGAAGGCUUCGCAGGAUAUCAGUAUGAUGAUGCUGGGGGCUAUGGAGAGGAGCGAGGGGCAGUGGAGGGAGGUUUUGAGGGAAGGUGGGUUUGAGAUUGUGAGGAUUGUUAGGGCGGACGUUGGGGGGUUGGGGGUUAUUGAGGCUGAGUUGGUGGAGUGA